Molecule: messenger RNA, 1439 nt
Organism: Rhagoletis zephyria (snowberry fruit fly)
Lineage: Eukaryota; Metazoa; Arthropoda; Insecta; Diptera; Tephritidae
Gene: Septin2
Product: septin 2
Molecular function (GO): GTP binding
Source: RefSeq, a predicted model, not a curated record
CCAUUCGCAGUAUCUUUUUUUUUCCCGGAAUAAGUGAAGGCCGUCUCUAUUAUAUUUUAUUCAACCCCUGCCAAUUAAAUUUAAAGCGAGUUUGAUUGAAAUUCACUCGGAAAUGAAUUGCAGAACCGGCCUGAUUAUAUUUAAUAUUCUAGGACGAACCUCCGGACUUUACCAAUUAUUGCAAACUAAUAGAUAUGUAAUAUUUAAAGAACGAACCACAUUUAAGAACAUUAAAAUUAUCUGGACAUGUUGGGUUUGACAGCUUACCGGACCAACUGGUGAACAAAAGCGUACAAAAUGGUUUCGUUUUUAAUGUCAUGUGUAUAGGUGAGACUGGUCUGGGAAAAUCCACACUUAUGGAUACUCUCUUCAACACUAGCUUUGAGUCUACACCAAGUCCACAUACAUUGCCGAACGUUAAAUUGAAAGCACAUACUUAUGAGCUUCAAGAGAGUAAUGUUCGGCUUAAACUAACAAUUUGCGAUACCGUAGGUUACGGUGAUCAAAUUAAUAAGGAUGACUCAUUUAAAGCUGUAGUAGACUACAUCGACGCACAAUUUGAAGCAUAUUUGCAGGAAGAACUGAAGAUCAAGCGUUCUUUGGUUUCAUGCCACGACAGCCGCAUUCAUGUUUGCUUAUAUUUCAUAUGUCCAACAGGUCACGGACUUAAGUCAUUAGAUCUUGUAUGCAUGAAGAAACUAGAUAGUAAAGUUAAUAUUAUUCCCAUCAUUGCAAAGGCUGAUACCAUAUCAAAGUCAGAACUAAACCGAUUUAAAAGUAAAAUCAUGCAGGAGCUUUCCAAUAAUGGAGUUCACAUAUAUCAAUUUCCAACCGAUGAUGAAACUGUUGCUGAAACUAAUACAACAAUGAAUACACAUGUUCCAUUUGCUGUAGUAGGAAGUACUGAUUUUAUAAAAGUAGGCAACAAAUUAAUCCGCGCUCGCCAAUAUCCUUGGGGGACAGUUCAAGUUGAGAAUGAAAUGCAUUGUGACUUUGUUAAACUUCGUGAAAUGCUGAUUCGAACUAAUAUGGAAGAUAUGAGAGAAAAAACUCAUACUCGCCAUUAUGAACUAUAUAGGCAGAAACGUCUAGAACAAAUGGGAUUCAGCGAUGUUGAUAGUGACAACAAACCAAUAUCAUUCCAACAAACAUUCGAAGCAAAAAGAUCAAAUCAUUUAGCCGAGCUACAAGCUAAAGAAGAAGAAGUAAGACAGAUGUUUGUGCAGAGGGUUAAGGAAAAAGAAGCUGAACUUAAAGAAAGUGAAAAGGAGUUACAUGCAAAGUUCGAUAAACUAAAGCGUGACCAUGCUGAAGAAAAACGAAAGUUGGAAGAUUCCCGAAAAAAACUAGAAGAAGAUUUUGUAGAAUUCAGUCGUCGCAAAACCCAGAUAUCAGCAUCACACCAUACCUUGACUUUAGGCAAAAACAAAAAGAAGUAA